This is a messenger RNA of Dufourea novaeangliae, 6599 nucleotides long. RefSeq names its product myotubularin-related protein 13 (gene Sbf). The transcript has 21 exons. The coding region runs from base 459 to 6599 and encodes 2046 amino acids. Lineage: Eukaryota; Metazoa; Arthropoda; Insecta; Hymenoptera; Halictidae. The record is from RefSeq and is a predicted model, not a curated record.
ACAACGGUUCAACAAACACCCAAUGUGGCGCUUGAGCUUGGAAGGUUAUGAGUUAAAGCUUUGGGGUGUGGCAUCAUAUUGUGACUUAUAAAAUAAAUUACAAUAUCGCAGGUUUGUAAUGACGGCCGAGUUUGUCUCUUGAACUCGACGAAUGCAAAGAACCGCCGUUGAGGGGCGCGUACGGUGUCUUUGUGAUCUCAACCACCGUCUAAAAUAUUGUUUCUGGAACGAGACAAAAUUUUUUAAAUGAAUUCACAACGGCGUAACAUUUUUCGCCCUUCACACCGAAUUAUAUUUGGCGUCUAAAUGAUAGAACAGAGAUCCCAAAAUAUUCUUGAUAUUCCUCGAUCGAUUUCCAUAUUGAUGCGUGUUUACGUGAAACGUUGACACAAGGUAGUUGGUCAUUGCUUGGUAGGAUAUACGGUCCAUGAAAUCACGUGUAUUAAAGUCUACGUGGGAUGUUGGGCGCUAUCACCCCCACGCAGUCCCACGAGUACACAGAAAUGUCUCGGUUAGCCGACUACUUUGUUGUGGUCGGCUACGACCACGAAAAAGAGAGAGGAGGUAUAAGUAAUGGAAUUAUUUUACAAAGGUUCCCAGAAAAGGAUUGGCUAGAUACACCCUUCAUUGAAGGAAUAGAAUGGUUUUGUCAACCACAAGGAUGGGCUUUGUCUACAGAAAGACAAGAACCACGGUUUUUUGUAUCUAUAUUAACCGAUAUUGAUGCAAAUCGUCAUUACUGUGCUUGCAUGUGUUUUAAUGAGACAGUAUCGAUUGUACCAAGUAAGCCUGUAGAUGAAGAGGAAGAUCCAGUAGAUGGUGAUAGUCGUUCAUUGGUUAGAACAAUACCUGCAAUUGCACAUCACAGCAUUAUGUAUGCACCUAAAUGUCUGGUGCUGGUUUCCAGACUUGAUUACAUCGAAACUUUUAGAAAUUGCCUUGGUAUAAUAUAUACUGUAUACGUAGAAAACCUUGGCAUACCACUAGAAACUUUGGUAGGAAACAUAUUAGGUUGUAUACAAGUACCACCUGCUGGUGGACCACAAGUAAGAUUCAGCAUUGGCGCGGGCGAUCGUCAAGCACUUCAACCUCCAAUUAGUCCUUCUCUUCCAAUCACUCAUACUAGUGUAAAUCUUUUGUUUCAACAGUUAGGUAUACGUAAUGUAUUAGUUUUGUUUUGCGCUGUUAUGACGGAGCACAAAAUACUUUUCCAUUCUGCAAGUUAUUCGCGAUUGACUGAAGGAUGUCGUGCACUUACCGCACUAAUGUAUCCAUUUAGAUACACACACGUUUACAUUCCUCUUUUACCAGCUGCUUUAGUUGAAGUACUCAGCACACCUACUCCAUUCAUCAUGGGUGUGCACAGUUCACUAAAAUAUGAAGUUGCAGAACUUAUGGAUGUAAUAGUUGCCGAUUUGGAUGGAGGUUCUAUCAUGGUUCCAGAUGGAGUUUCACUUCCAUUACUCCCAGAACCACUUCUUUCACAGACACAAGAUGCAUUAUCUUUAGUAUUACAGCCAGAAUUGAUUUGUGCAGAUUACGCGUUUCCACCGCUUGCAACAAGAGCUCCUCAUUCGCCUAUGUUAGACAAAGAAUUAAGAGCAGUUUUCAUGAGAACAUUUGCUCAAUUGUUGCAAGGCUACAGAAGUUGUCUAACAUUAAUCAGGAUUCAUCCCAAACCUGUUAUAACAUUUCACAAGGCUGCUUUCUUGGGAGAACGAGGCUUGACAGAUUGUGAUUUUACAACCAGAGUUUUGGAUUGUAUGUUUUUUACUUCCUUCAUUGCAGAAAGGGGACCACCUUGGAGGCCUUGUGAUGUAUGGGAUGAAUUGUACAGUAAUUUGAGUGACCAAUUAAAACAGGAAGCACAAGACCAUAGACUUAUUUUAACUCAUAUUCAAGAGUUAGCACAACACUUAUACACAAAUGAAAAUCCGAAUCCUCAGCCAUAUGUACAAAAAAUCUUGAAACCACCCGAAGGGGCAUUUGCUAGAAUACAUCAGCCACUUUUGCCGCGUAUCAAUCCAGAGCAAGUUCAAGCAAUUAUAGAUGAAGGUCUGGCCAAAAAUAAUCUCAAAGUUAGGUUAUCGUCAUUAAGGCCGUCACAGCCUCGCAUCGUACCUAUGGGUCCACAUAUUUCAUUUGUCCAUGACACUAGACACUUGGUCAGUAAUUCUGCACGUAGACUCGAGGUUCUACGCAACUGUAUAAAUUGUAUAUUUGAGAACAAAAUAUCGGAUGCUCGUAAAACAUUUCCUGCCGUGCUGAGAACAUUAAAGAGCAAAGCUGCCCGGCUAGCGCUUUGCAUGGAAUUGUCACAGCAUGUCGUUGGAAAUAAAGCGAUGUUGGAGCACCAGCAGUUCGAUCUUGUAGUUCGUUUAAUGAAUUGCGCAUUGCAAGAUGACUCGUCCAUGGAUGAACACGGGGUUGCUGCUGCACUUCUACCUCUCGCGACAGCAUUUUGCAGGAAACUUUGCACGGGAGUGAUUCAGUUCGCUUACACUUGCAUCCAGGAACAUCCUGUAUGGCAAAACCAACAAUUUUGGGAAGACGCGUUUUACUUGGACGUUCAGAAAGAUAUUAAACGAUUGUAUCUUCCCGGGGAGAAUUCUCCUCCGCGGCUUAUGAACGAUGGUAUCCUGAGUCCAAUCAGCCCGCGUGAAGGCAAAGAAUUCCCUUUCCGUGAUCGAUACUCAAUUUAUCAAAUCCAAGAACCGUCUGCUCUUGAAAUAGCCGCGGAACAAAUGAGGAUUUGGCUGAUGAUCGAUCCCGAGAAACAAAAGGAACUUAUUGCGAGCGAAGAAAGUACUAUGUACAGUCAAGCAAUUCAUUAUGCGAAUAGAAUGGUUUAUUUAUUAGUUCCGUUAGAUAUAGGAGCAAAGACUCAUCGGCAGGAUAACGUUUACGAUGACGAACGAGCAAGUAAUAGUAUCACGAAUAGCGUGGCUAGUGACAGCGGUGACGCGGAAUCCGGGUUUGAAGAAACUGAUCCUGGAGAAACUGGCAGCGCCGUGAUCCGCAUGGUUUCGCGAUUCGUAGAUCGUGUUUGUACGGAAGGAGGCGUAAGCUCCGAACACGUUAGAUGUCUACAUCAAAUGGUACCCGGCGUUGUUCACAUGCAUAUUGAAACCCUUGAAGCUGUACAUAGAGAAAGUAAGAGAUUACCGCCCAUACAGAAGCCUAAAAUUUUGACACCCAAUAUGUUGCCCGGCGAAGAAGUUAUCAUGGACGGAUUACGCGUUUAUCUUCUACCAGAUGGGAGAGAAGAAAGUCCUGCCGGAUUGCCAAAGAUACCACCACUCUUGCCAGCAGAAGGAGCAAUAUUCCUCACGAAUUACAGAAUUGUAUUCAAAGGAAUACCCUGCGAUCCAUUUGCCUGUGAACAAUUAGUAGUUCGAGCCUUUCCUGUAACAUCCUUGACCAAGGAAAAGCGAGUUGCUGUGCAACACUUGGCACAUUUAGAUCAGUGUUUGCAAGAAGGCCUUCAAUUACGGUCUUGCACGUUUCAAUUAAUAAAAUUAGCCUUUGACGAAGAAGUUACACCGGAAAAUAUUGAAACAUUAAGGAAAUUGGUUCAUAAAGCUCGAUAUCCUCCACAUAUUUUUCAUCAUUUCGCUUUUAAUGGCCAAGUAUUAGUCACACAGACGGCACACCAUAAAGGAAAAGAAAAGAAUGCUACUCUUAAAGGAUUUGCUAAAAAAACACUUCUAAAAACUGCCCGUAAGGCUGGUUUUAAACCAAAGCAGUCGUCUAAAAGACAAAAGUAUGUCUUGCCAAAUAUGAAUAUAAUUACUAAUAACAAAUUUAUGACGUCACCUGGUCGAAUGAGUUUACCAGUAACAGAUAACAACGACUUAAGUCACGAUGACGAUCUUAGUGUAGAUGACUUCGAAAUUCCGAGUAUUGUAACUCAACCACAACCACCAACUGACGCAAAAACCUUAGAACGAUUAUCUGAACGUAGUUACGUCAGGGAUUGGUAUCGUCUGGGAUUAUAUUCAAACAGCCCACAUAGCAAUCGUAGGAACGAACCGUUUCGAUUAUCUUCCGUGAAUUGCGCCUAUAUGAUUUGUAGGAGCUAUCCUGCACUCCUUAUAGUUCCCUCAACAGUAUCGGAUGAAAGUAUCCGUAGAUUUUGUCGACUUUACAGACACAAUAGAAUUCCAGUUGUCACUUGGAGGCAUCCAAAAACAAAGGCACUUCUUAUCAGGGGCGCGGGAUAUCAUGGAAAGGGUGUUAUAGGCAUGUUAAAAGCUCAUCCAGCAUCUGCUGGUAACUUGAAAGCGACAUCUUCCGAAACAACAUCAUCUCUGGAACAAGAAAAAUAUAUAAUGGCUCUUGUAGCUGCGACUCCAUUAUCUGCUUUGAGACAAGGUUCUGCUUGGGGAAUGUCAGACAGUUCGCUCAGUAUUGAUUCUUUGUUACUAGUUGCUGAAGAUCGUAAUGCUACUCCCGAACAAUCACGACGAAAUCCGUUUAAUAAGGCUAUUGGAACAUUAAGUUCAUCGGGCGGUAAGGGUCCUAAAAAUUUUGGACGUUGGGGUUCGUUGAAAGAUAAGCGGCAUAAUUCUCAAGCCUCUUUAACGUCAGUUCAUCAGCGUGGAACUGUGAGACAUUCUGCUGAUUCAGAUAGUGGUACAGAGUGUGUUCAUACAUUCCAGCGAGCGGCAUUAUAUAUUCUUGGUGAAAAAGCGCACAUGAAAGGUGUUAAAGCGGAGUCAGCGCCAAAAACAGACUUCAUUCCAGUGGAAUAUUACGAUGUAAGACAUACUAAAGCCGCAUUUAAAAAAUUAAUGCGAGCCUGUGUUCCUAGCACCCUAAACAUAGAGCCUGACCAAAGUUUUUACAAAUUAAUUGAAAGUUCAGAGUGGUUACAUCAACUUCAAAAUUUAAUGCAGUUAGCUGGAGCUGUUAUUGAUUUAAUGGACGUACAAGGCUCGUCGGUCACCGUUUGUUUAGAGGAAGGUUGGGAUACCACAGCAACAGUUUGUUCUGUUGCUCAAGUAUGUCUCGAUCCACAUUAUAGGACUAUCGAUGGAUUCCGAACAUUGAUCGAGAAAGAGUGGCUCGGUUUCGGUCAUAGAUUCGGACGUAGAAGCAAUCUCGCUGCGAAUUCUCAGACUUCAAACUUUACUCCUACGUUUCUUCAAUUCCUCGAUAUAGUGCAUCAAAUUCAAAAGCAGUUCCCGUUAGCAUUUGAAUUUAACGAAUAUUAUUUAAAAUUUUUGUCGUACCACUCGGUUUCUUGUCGUUUCCGUACAUUUUUGUUGGACUGUGAAUUUGACAGAGUGGAAUGUGGUAUCACUGCCGUAGAAGACAAAAGGGGAUCGUUGACAAGUCAUCAUAAAGGUGUGGAUACCGGAAGUGAUGAUGAAACUAUUUACCCUGGCGGCAGAUUGGCUGGGACAAAUACGGGCUGUAAUCUCGGUCAAAGUAUAUUCGAUUAUAUUGAGAAACAGCAUGCAAGAUGUCCGUUAUUUUAUAAUUUUAUGUAUACCCCUAAUACUGAACACACAGUGUUAAGACCUGUUUCACAUUUACCAAGUCUUGAUAUUUGGCAGUAUUAUUUAGAAGAAGAAUUGGCUCAUGGGCCUGCAUAUGACUUAGAAGUGUUGCAACAAGAUUCACAGCAAGAAGAAGAAGCAGAAGCUGCCGAUGGUGUGGUUAAAAGUAAUCGAAAAGUGGUUACGCAAGGGUAUGAUGGCGUGAGUACAAUGGUACCCGAUCAAUUUUCUCAUCUUUUAGAAGAAAUUCAUAAAUUAGAAACAGAAUUGGGUCAUUUGCCACAAAAAUGGAAAGUUCUUUGGGAUAAACUUGAACUGCCAAACACAGAUUCUCUUGCUCGACACGCAUCAUUUAGCACUGCAUUGGUCAGAUACCAUGGUCGAUUAAUUCAUAAACGUUCUACAUUAGAAUUACUUCUACGAGGUAAACUUGCUGGUGGAAGUACUUCUGGAAAUGAUGAUUCCGUUUAUGCACAUCCUCAUAGAUUUGAAAGAUUAGACUCGGCCACACCAACUCAUUGUGAUGCUUGUUCUGGUGUCUUAUGGGGUCCUGUGAAAGCCGGUUUGCGAUGCGUCGAUUGCGGUCAUGUGUGUCAUGACAAGUGUGCUGAUGCAGUACCAAAAAAUUGCACAAAAUAUAAAGCAGUGACUGAUAAUUUACAAACACACACACUCACAAGAAGCGGUGGUGACAAUGGGAGCGUAAAUUCAAGUGUAGCGACGAUACAAACCUCUUCGCAACAAUAUUAUGAGCAAUUCUCUAGUAAUGUUGCGGAAAAUAGAACACACGAGGGGUAUUUAUAUAAGCGAGGUGCUUUGCUUAAGGGUUGGAAACAGAGAUGGUUCGUAUUAGAUUCUAUAAAACAUCAAUUAAGGUAUUACGAUGCCAUGGAAGAUUCUCAUUGCAAAGGAUACAUAGAUCUAGCUGAAGUUGUGUCCGUGACUCCAGCUGCGCCAAUGCCAGGACCACCAAAGAAAACAGAUGAUAAAUCAUUCUUUGAUCUGCGUACAAACAGGCGGACAUAUAAUUUUUGUGCUGGCGAUGCUGCAACUGCGCAAGAAUGGAUCGAAAAAGUUCAAGCGUGCUUACAGUAG